CAUGUGUAAAUUCCUAAAACAAAAAAAAAGAAAAAAAGAAACAUUUUCGAUGAUUUGUAAAUUUGAGAUUAAGAUAUUAUCGGCGGGUUUCAGCAAGGGAGUUAACUCAGCAACAUCUCCCGCGCCAUGAACACACUCCUACUCCCUCUUUCUCUCUCCUCCUUCACACUUCUUUUUCCUCAUUCAUCCUCAACUCUCAAAUUCCCAAAAUUAGGGUUGUAUUCUCUCAAUUUACCUCGCAAUUCUCAAUUUCAAACACUCUACAACUCAUCAAAAUCACUCUCUUCCGUUGAAAACCAACUUUCCGACGCCGAAGAAGAUGAAUUCGACGACGACGAUGAUGAAGCUGCUGAGGAAUACGACGAAGAUUCCGGAGACGCUACGGAAAUUUCCGGCGAAUUGGAGGAAGAAGAUGAAUUAGAAAUUCAAGAUGAGGAGUUAAUUGCGUCGUCGUGGAGUACUAAUGAUACAAAAUUACAAAGAGUUCAGAAAUUUUGUGAUGAAGUUAGAGAAUUUGGUGCUGGAAUUAUUGACGUCAAUGAACUUACGUCCAUAUAUGAUUUCCGAGUUGAUAAAUUUCAGAGAUUGGCGAUAAAAGCAUUUUUAAGAGGUUCUUCUGUGGUAGUUUCUGCGCCGACAAGUAGUGGCAAGACUUUGAUAGCCGAGGCAGCGGCAGUUGCCACAGUUGCUAGAGGAAAGCGGCUGUUUUAUACAACUCCGCUUAAAGCAUUGUCAAACCAGAAAUUUCGCGAAUUUCGGGAUACAUUUGGAGAUAGUAAUGUCGGCCUUUUGACCGGAGAUUCUGCUAUUAAUAAAGAUGCUCAAGUUUUGAUCAUGACCACAGAAAUUUUACGGAACAUGUUGUAUCAAAGUGUUGGAGUUGUUUCUUCUGGAAGCGGACUAUUUGAUGUUGAUGUGAUUGUUUUGGAUGAAGUACAUUAUUUAAGUGACAUAUCUCGUGGUACUGUUUGGGAGGAGACAGUCAUUUAUUGCCCAAAAGAAGUACAACUUAUCUGUUUGUCAGCAACUGUUGCAAAUCCAGAUGAGUUAGCUGGUUGGAUUGGACAGAUUCAUGGUAAAACAGAAUUGGUAACAUCGUCGAAACGACCUGUACCAUUGACUUGGCAUUUUUCUACCAACACAUCUUUGCUUCCUCUUCUUGAUGAGAAAGGGACAAGUAUGAACAGGAGACUUUCCCUCAACUAUCUACGCCUUUAUGCUUCAGCGGAGAAAUCUCACAAACAUGAGGGAUCUAGACGAAGAAAUUCUAGAAGGCACAAAGAUGAUAGUGAUUUGAUCUAUGAGGAGUAUGGUAGCAUGUCAGGACAAUCAUCUCUGUCAAGAAAUGACAUAAAUAUGAUCCGUCGUUCAUUAGUUCCUCAAGUUGAAGAUACAUUGGAACAUCUUAAAGUAAGGGAUAUGCUGCCUGCAAUUUGGUUUAUUUUUAGCAGAAAAGGUUGUGAUGCUGCUGUUCAGUACCUUGAAGAUUCCAAGCUUCUAGAUGAUUGUGAGAAGGUUGAGGUAGAACUGGCCCUGAAACGAUUCCGUAUUCAGUAUCCUGAUGCUGUCAGAGAAUCUGCUGUGAAGGGUCUUCUACGGGGUGUUGCUGCACAUCACGCUGGUUGUCUGCCCCUGUGGAAGUCAUUUAUAGAAGAACUUUUCCAGCGAGGUCUCAUCAAGGUUGUUUUUGCCACAGAAACACUUGCUGCAGGGAUCAAUAUGCCUGCUAGGACAGCUGUUAUUGCAUCUCUCAGCAAAAGGAGUGAAGCUGGACGUGUUCAGUUAAGAUCUAAUGAGCUGCUUCAGAUGGCAGGCCGUGCCGGACGUAGAGGUAUAGAUGAUAGGGGUCAUGUAGUGCUUAUUCAGAGUCCCUAUGAAGGUGCUGAAGAAUGCUGCGAGCUUCUAUUUUCUGGUGUGGAACCUCUUGUUUCACAGUUUACUGCUUCCUAUGGAAUGGUUUUGAAUCUUCUUGGGAGUGCAAAAGUUACUCGGGGUUCAAAUGAAGCAGAUGGCACCAGGAUUUCUCAAGCGGGGCGAUCUUUGGAAGAAGCGAGGAAAUUAGUGGAGAAAAGUUUUGGAAACUACUUGGGAAGCAAUGUAAUGCUUGCAUCAAAAGAGGAGCUUGGUAGAGUUCAAAAGGAAAUAGAAUUAUUAAGUGCAGAAGUCAGUGAUGAUGCCUUUGAUAGGAAAAUCAGGAAAAUUUUGUCAGAAUCAGCCUACAAAGAGAUUGCUGAUUUGCAAGAAGAAUUAAGAGAAGAAAAACGUCUCAGAUUUGAAUUUCGACGAAGGAUGGAAUUGGAGAGGAUGUCUUCUAUGAAGCCUCUAUUGAAGGAAUUGGGCAACGGGAACUUACCUUUUUUGUGUCUUGAAUAUAAGGAUACUAAUGGUGUUGAGCACUCAAUUGUCGUUGUGUACUUGGCAGAGGUCAACUCACUUGAUGGAUUGAAAAUAAAGAAUCUUGUUCAGGAUAAUGUCUUUAAGUCAAACAUAGUGGAAACAGAACCACAUACUGGUGCUUCUGAAAGACUUCAAUUUUUCGAGCCUUCUUAUCAUGUGGCUCUUGGAUCAGACAAUUCUUGGUAUCUUUUCACUGAAAAGUGGAUCAAAACAGUAUACAAAAGGGGCUUUCCAAAUAUGGCCUUAAAUGAAGGUGAUCCUUUGCCAAGGGAAAUCAUGUCCAUGCAUCUUGACAAGGAAGGAAUGGAGUGGUCCAGACUUACUGAUUCUGAGCUAGGAGGUUUAUGGCAUAUGGAAGGAUCUUUGGAGACAUGGUCUUGGAGUUUAAACAUUCCUAUGUUGAGUAGCUUAUCAGAAGAAGAUAAGGCAUCACACAUGUCUGCUGCACAGCUUGAGGCAGUAGAAUGCUACAGAAAACAAAGGAAUAAAGUUUCACACUUGAAGAAAAAGAUAACUCGUACAGAAGGCUUUAAAGAAUACAAGAAAAUGGUUGAUCUGGGAAAGUUAAUUGUUGGAAAGAUUAGGCGCCUGAAGAGCAGAGAAAACCGUUUGGUUGAUCGAAUUGAGCGGAUUGAACCUUCAGGAUGGAAGGAAUUUAUACAGAUCAGCAAUGUUAUUCAUGAAACUAGGGCCUUAGAUAUCAAUACAAAUGUAAUUUUUCCUCUGGGAGAAACUGCCUCGGGAAUUCGAGGAGAAAACGAGCUUUGGCUUGCUAUGGUUCUUCGAAACAAAGUACUUUUGGACCUAAAACCGGAACACCUUGCUGCUGUCUGUGGGAGCCUAGUAUCUGAAGGGAUAAAAGUACGGCCAUGGAAGCAUAACAGCUUUAUAUAUGAAUCCUCCUCCACUGUAAUCAACGUUAUAGAUUAUUUGGAGGAUCAAAGGCAAUGUCUGUUGCAGCUGCAAGAUAAACAUGGUGUACAGAUAUCAUGCUGCUUAGAUAGCCAAUUUUCUGGUAUGGUUGAAGCCUGGGCCUCUGGUCUGACUUGGCGGGAACUUAUGAUGGAUUGCCCAAUGGAUGAGGGAGAUCUAGCUCGACUCCUACGACGGACUAUUGAUUUAUUAGCUCAAAUUCCUAAAAUGCCAGAUAUAAGCCCAGUCUUACAGAGCAAUGCAAUGGCCGCAUCAGGGGUCAUGGAUCGAUCACCAAUUAGUGAAUUAGCAGGAUAGUGCCUGUAUAUACACUCCAAGCUGCUGAUGAAUUGGCACAGAAGUGUUAGACUUGUAACCAAUCUCAAAGGCAAGGUAUAUUUUUUCAGUGUAAAUUGUUCUCUUUAAAUCCAAUUUACAUCUGCUACAGAUCAUAGAAUGAACUUUUUGGAGAAAGCAACAUAGAAUUGAAUAUUUUUAGGCACUAAUGCAUGUAGCUUGGCUGUAUAUUUGAGGCCUUUUGGUCGAUUUGAUGUAUAGUCACAAAGUUUAUUUAGAUUUGUAGAUCUUACUCCAAGUGUCCGAGUCUAAUUUAAUUAUAAGGUCCUGUAAAAGAUAAUUUUUUAAGCUGAUGAAAUGAAAUUCUAGCCUAAAUCAA
Messenger RNA from Amaranthus tricolor (Joseph's coat), 3985 nucleotides. Its product is annotated as DExH-box ATP-dependent RNA helicase DExH15 chloroplastic. Gene Ontology annotation, molecular function: ATP binding; nucleic acid binding; RNA helicase activity. Bases 127 to 3627 code for a protein of 1166 amino acids. Gene Ontology annotation, biological process: nuclear-transcribed mRNA catabolic process, 3'-5' exonucleolytic nonsense-mediated decay. Gene Ontology annotation, cellular component: Ski complex. The transcript is spliced from 17 exons. Lineage: Eukaryota; Viridiplantae; Streptophyta; Magnoliopsida; Caryophyllales; Amaranthaceae. The record is from RefSeq and is a predicted model, not a curated record.